UCAUUGGCUAGUGCGUUUUACUGUUUUAUGGUGGGUCUUUAUUUUCCUCUCAGGGUCAUUAUAUGAAACCUCCAAUCUGGAUCGCGGAGGUAGCAAUAGAAAGAAGAUAGAGGAAUUCUCUAAGUCUUCUCGUGAGAAACUGCUCCAGUCGAAGAACAAAAUGUUCUCCAAAUUCACAUCGAUUCUCCAGCACGCAGUUGAGGCGCUUGCACCUUCACUGCCCUUGCAGGAAGACUUUGUAUAUCACUGGAAGGCCAUCACACAUUAUUACAUUGAGACAUCAGAUGACAAAGCCCCAGUGACCGACACCAACAUCCCCUCCCACCUGGAACAGAUGCUGGACAUCCUCACCCAGGAGGAGGGGGAGAGGGAGUCUGGGGAGACGGGGCCCUGCAUGGAAUACCUCCUCCACCACAAGAUCCUGGAGACCCUCUACACUCUGGGCAAGGCAGACUGCCCUCCAGGGAUGAAGCAGCAAGUUCUGAGUUUCUACACUAAGCUGCUCGGACGCAUCCGCCAGCCCCUGCUGCCCCACAUCAACGUCCACAGACCAGUACAGAAGCUGGUGCGUCUGUGUGGAGAGGUUCUGGCUGCCCCUACCGAGAGCGAGGAGAUCCAGUUCCUCUGCAUCGUCUGUGCCAAGCUCAAGCAGGACCCCUACCUCGUCAACUUCUUCCUGGAGAGCCGGAUGAGGAGGCCAGAAGCCCGGAGUCCUGGAGGAGAGGAGAUGGACCCUUCGUCUCCAGAUACUGGCCAGGCCCAGCCUCAGCCCCAGGCCCAGGCCCAGGCCCAGCCCCAGGCCCAAGCAGCAGCCAGCUCUGCCCAGCAGAACAACAACUAUAACCUGGUCUCCUCCCUCCUCAACCUCACCAGGAGCCCGGAUGGCAGGAUCGUGGUGAAGGCGUGUGAGGGCCUGAUGCUGCUAGCCAGCUUACCGGAGCCUGCAGCCGCCAGGAGUCUGACUGAGAACACAGAGCUGUGUGAGCUGCUGACUGCCAGGCUGGCCUCCUUCUACAGGGCUCUGCCCCAGUCCAUGGACCCCCUGGAUAUAGAGACGGUGGAGGCCGUAAACUGGGGGUUGGAUGUGUAUAACCUGAAGGAAGACACAGCCGUGUUCACAGGGAAGAGAGCUCUGAUCUCCUUCCUCUCCUGGCUGGAUUACUGUGACCAACUCAUCAAAGAAGCCCAGAAGACUGCGGGGGCAGUCCUAGCCAGGGCGGUGAGGGAGCGCUUCCUUGUGACGGUGAUGGUGCCACAGCUGAUGCAGACGUCAGAGGUGGGGAUCCUGACCUCCACAGCGCUGCUGAACAGGAUCAUCAGGCAGGUGACUUCAGAGGCCCUGCUGAGGGAGCUGGUGUACUUCCUGCUGGGGGAGGAGCGUGGGCCCCAGACCCUGGCCUCCAUCGCACAGCCCCCCCUCCGACACAGACUCAUAGAGCACUGUGACCACCUGUCUGAUGAGAUCAGCAUCAUGACCCUGCGGCUGUUUGAGCAGCUCAUCCAGAAGCCAGAGCAGCACGUGCUGAGCAGCCUGGUGCUGCGUGGGUUGGAUGACCGCAGCUACCUGGAGAACAGACCCCCAGACGAGAUCCUGGAGAACGGCCAGGCCCACGACGCUGUAGACCUGGAGGAGGACCCUCUGUUUGGAGAUGACCUGUCUUCAGAGAGCAGACUGUCCUGCUCUGAUUGGCUGAGCUCAUCUCCGCCCCAGAGUCCAGACCACGCUAAGCCUGAUGGGAAGACGGAGGUCCACAAGAUUGUAAACAGUUUCCUGUGUCUGGUUCCUGAUGAGGCGAAAUCCUCCUAUCACGUGGAGGGCACCGGGUACGACACCUACCUGAGAGACGCCCACAGACAGUUUAAGGACUGCUGUGUGGUGUGUGAGCGCUGGGACUGGCGAUCCAGCCCCCGGCCCCUGGAGAAGUGCGACCUGGACGGCUCCUUCUUCGAGGGACACUUCCUCAAGGUGCUGUUUGACCGGAUGGGACGCAUCUUGGACCAGCCCUACGACGUGAACCUGCAGGUGACCUCUGUCCUGUCCAGACUGGCCCAGCUCCCUCACCCCCACGCUCACGAGUACCUGCUGGACCCUUACAUCAACCUGGCCCCCGGCUGCAGGUCCCUGUUCUCUGUCAUCGUCAGGGUGGUCGGGGACCUGAUGUUGAGGAUUCAGAGGAUCCCAGACUUCACCCCCAAACUCCUGCUGGUUAGGAAGCGUCUUCUGGGACUGGAGCCAGAGGGCACCAACAUCGACCACCUGACGCUGCUGGAGGGGGUGAUCGUCCUGGAGGAGUUCUGCAAGGAGCUGGCUGCCAUCGCCUUCGUCAAGUUCCACGCAUCUGCCUCCACCUCCCCCUGACCCCAGCAGGACCAGACUGGACCAGGGUCCCAGGGAGACCGGGGGGACCGGGGCGUGGGUCAGGUCAUCCCAGCAUUCCCUGGUCCUGGGAACUAGGAUGAAGGGUUGAGGAUGGAGGAGGGAACUCUCUGGACUGUAGAGCUGCACGUGCUCUGUACCUCCCCCCUGAUCCUCCCCCCUCCUCCUCUCUUCCUUCAGCAGUACAGACAGGCUGUUGCCCUCUCUCUGUACUCCAUACAGAUCAGGUUGAUGAGGGUGCGGUGUGGGUGGUAUUCAGAACCACCAGGGACUUCCUGUUUAAGGAGCCCUCUGAUUGGAUCAGGUCAUCUGUGAUUCAGGCCAUAGGGAGAGGAAUCACUAACACCCCUCUGCAGUCUAGACGUUUCUACCUACAUUACAGUGAAUGUAAAAUAGAUCCAUCUUCAUUCUAACAUGGAGACAAGGAGCUGCAGUUUGUAUCUGAGAUACUAGAAUCCCCUUUUAUUGCCAAGCCCUCAUAUUUAUUCACAUUUGAUUUCACAUUGCCUUUUCAGUAUACAUAAGUUUAUUACAAGUAUUUAUAAUUCCUUACAGACUAAGGAGAAAUGUUGUUUCAGAUCCUCAUCGCUAUUAAACCUGGUUGUCGUGUUGUUACCAUGAGAACCGUACAGUAGUGCUAUUCUGGCCUUCCCUCUCUUGUCGCCUUUGUUUGUUUACGCUGUGUGGAUAGUCUGUAGUAACCACUGACCAUGUCACAGCACACAGCAGGCCGCCUUUCUGACCUGGAAACCAUGUGCUUGAUCACCGACGUCUCUGAACGGUGAAUUUGUUACAUAUCACGUUUAUGUUUUACAUCAUGAGGGAGUUUAAGUUGGCAUUUGUGGAAAGAGACAUCUUUCUUUUGCAUCCAUAAUAGUAUUUGUAUGAUCAAAAUGGACACUGUUUAUCAGUACCUGUAUGACAGAGCAGUAAUGAUACCCAUAUCAUUUUCUAUUUUUAGGGAGUAGAAGGGAGGGGUGGUAAUUCAGGAAAAAGUGUUGCAAAUUCCUGUGCUUUAUGUAUUUAGUUUUAGUUCUUGGCUAAGUUUGUAACAGAGUUUGUGACAGACGGCACAUGCGUUUGAUAGUAAACUUCUCUCUAAGCUUCUGCUCUUAUACAAGUGAAUGCUUGGGGAAGAUGGCGGUUCCCUCUGGAGUUAGUUAACCAGCUGUUAUCCAGCACGGUCUUUGUUGAGGAGAGACAACCUUGUCCUGAGUGCAGGGGCGAGUUACCCAACAAGAUGUUGAGAUCCAUUUUUACUUCUAUAUGUGGCUGGUUGGCUGGUUGGCUGGCUUGAUCAGUGAACCAGUUGGAUUAUCUUUCAUGGAGCUUUGAUUCUUACGCUUAAUUGUUUAUUUAAUCUAAAUUAAGGAUGUACUUAAUGUAACCAAUGCAGGUGCUGAGGAUGCAGUGUGUUUCAUGUGUUGAGAGGGUGUAGAGAUGCAGGGCUGUCUGGAUGAAUGUUAUGGCUGGAUGAGGCUGUUUGUGAGGUGAAGUACCGUCCCUCUCUGAACCCUUUCUAAACACCGAGCUACUUAUGCAAAUGUUUGCAUGAAAUCAGAUUUGCACAUUGUCUUGUUCAUAUGUUGUACAUACGUAAAACACUCAAAAAGCUUCUUGUUUUCAAGUGUUUGUUGUUUCAUGAACCAAAAAAAUACUAAGAUUUACCAUCAGAAGACUGACGUGUCUAUUUUAAUGGAGAAAAAAAGCAUCUUUUUAUCCUUGAUCGUGCACAUUUUUAUCAAAGUUUUAAAUCUUUCUGUACCUGUAAAUACUGUGUGCGCAGUAGCAACAGUGAGAUUCCAGGUGUAAAUGCAUGCAUCCAACAUGGCUUGUUUAAAUAGUGACCAGUCUGUCCACCUGUGACAGCAGCUGGGUUCACACCCCGGCCGGGUCUGGACCCCAGAGGAUGGGUUUCUUCUGUUUCUUCUGUCUCAUGACGCUUUGUGAAGGCGCACAGACGCUGUUUCCUGUCUGCAGAGGCAGGAUCUAGUGAGGUCAUGUUUGUCUUCUACUGUCAUGGAUAUCAGCUUAGACCAAUCACUGUAACUUUCGUAUGAAAUUGUUUUGUUGUUGCUCCAUUUAAUCAUUGAACCCUUCACUGCUGCUUCCCACUGCCGUGAAGCAGCAGGAUGUAACAGGCCUGCUGUACUGAUGCUCCGGAUCUUUCUGUGAUGUGCAUAUUUCUAUGUUGGGUAAGGUGCAUGUUCAUGCCUGUGUUCCUGUGCCCUGAGGGGGUAAGAGACCAGACCCCCCUCUGCCUGGUCCUGCUCUGUGUUAGGAUCCAUGCAGGACAUUCUGGCUGUUUGACAUGCUCCGUCCUAAUAAACAAAACAUCCCUGUA
Messenger RNA from Hypomesus transpacificus, 4721 nucleotides. It is a transcript of the gene fhip2a, whose product is annotated as FHF complex subunit HOOK interacting protein 2. The record is from RefSeq and is a predicted model, not a curated record. Lineage: Eukaryota; Metazoa; Chordata; Actinopteri; Osmeriformes; Osmeridae. The transcript has 18 exons. Bases 161 to 2359 code for a protein of 732 amino acids.